This is a messenger RNA of Entrophospora sp. SA101, 942 nucleotides long. The record is from the annotation of a GenBank genome assembly. Lineage: Eukaryota; Fungi; Glomeromycota; Glomeromycetes; Entrophosporales; Entrophosporaceae.
AUGGAAUCGAACAGUAAUGAUUUAAAAUCAGCAGCAGCAUCUUUAGAGACAAGAUCAAAGAUUUCAACGCCGUAUCGUAAAAACAAAGUUUAUGAGAAUUGUAAAGUGUACUCGGAAACAGGAGAACUUAUGUUUCGUUGUAAUAGAAAAAAAUGUUUAUGGUAUUUAACACGUAAUUUAGCCAAACAAUUAUCUAAUGAUUCUAUACAACUUACCUUUACACCUAAGGGAUUAGGUUAUGCUCAAAAAAAACAAAAUGAUAAAUUAGAUCGUUGUGUUUGUUGUGCUCAAACCGAAAAGUUAACUUUACACCAUGUAGUUCCAGAUAUGUACCGUAAACGAAUGCCUGAAGUAAUCAAAUCACAUUCGAGUCACGAUGUUGUUUUAUUGUGUUUUGGAUGUCAUUCUUCUUAUGAAAAACAUGUAACACGCUAUAAAAAACAAAUCGUCAAAGAAUUUAAUGCACCACCUUUAGAGGUUGAUCCUAAAGAUAGGAUUAGACUUGAAGAAAAUAUCAAAGUUAAAAAAGCUGCAAAUACAUUAUUAAAAAGAUUAAAAGCAAUUUCUUACCAAACUGAAAUUUCAACAAAUGCCAAUUUUCUUACUAAAAGGUUUUCUUUUAUACCAAAGGAACGAGUAGAGCAAUUGGAACAAAUCGUAUUAGAUUGGUAUUAUGAUCAGAAUCAAAACAAUAAUACUCCAGCUUUAAUAAAUCAAAAAAAAUAUUAUUAUGUAUCAAUGAAUGAUGAUGGUAAAGAGGAAGAAAUAAUUUUUGAUGAAACAAAACAUGACGAUGAUGAUAUUGAAUCAAAAAAAAGGAUUCGUUGGCCACGUAUAGAAAUUUUUAUAAAAAAUUGGCGCCAACAUUUUUUGGAUUAUGCAAAUCCAAAAUAUUUAUCUAAAAAUUGGAAAGUAAAUAAUAAAAUUUACAAUUUUUUAUAA